AUGCCUCGGGAGCAGCAGGCUGGCUGCAUCUUUCUCCUCACAUUCCUGAGUCUGUCUGGACUGGUUGGCACAGUUACCAGAACAUACUACAUUGGGAUUGUGGAAGAAUACUGGAACUAUGUCCCCCAAGGGAAGAAUGUUAUUACUGGGAAAAGUUUCGCAGAAGACAAACUUGCAACAUUAUAUCUCGAAAGAGGGCCCAACAGGAUAGGUGGUAUUUACAAAAAAGCCAUUUACAGACACUACUCAGAUGGGACCUAUUCCACGGAGAUCCCUAAACCCUCUUGGCUUGGAUUCCUGGGCCCCAUCUUGCGGGCUGAAGUGGGUGAUGUGAUUGUGAUUCAUUUGAAGAACUUUGCUUCCCGGCCUUACUCUUUGCAUCCACAUGGUGUUUUCUACAACAAGGAUUCAGAAGGAGCUCUGUACCCAGAUGGAACAUCUGGAAAGAACAAGGAUGAUGACAUGGUUCCUCCUGGUAAAAACUACACCUACGUCUGGCCGGUGAGGGAGGAAUAUGCACCUGCUCCAGCAGAUGCCAACUGUCUGACUUGGGUGUACCACUCACACAUUGACGCCCCUAAGGAUAUUUGCUCUGGGCUAAUUGGUCCACUGCUGGUGUGUAAGGAAGGUGUCCUUCAUAAAUAUUCAGGAACAAGGACUGAUGUGGACCGAGAGUUCGUCAUAAUGUUUACUUUGGUGGAUGAGAACCAGAGCUGGUACCUCAAUGAAAAUAUCAGACACUUCUGUAGUCACCCCGAUUCUGUUGACAAAGAAGAUGCUGUUUUCCAGAGGAGCAACAAAAUGCAUGCCCUCAACGGAUACCUCUUUGGAAACUUCCCAGAGCCUGAAAUGUGUGUUGGUGAAUCCGUGUCCUGGCACCUAUUCGGAAUGGGAAAUGAGAUAGACAUCCAUUCCAUCUAUUUUUAUGGCAAUACCUUCAUCAGCAGAGGGCACCGAACUGAUGUUGUCAACCUGUUUCCAGCCACCUUCCUGACUGUAGAAAUGAUAGUUGAGAACCCUGGGAAAUGGAUGAUUACUUGCCAAGUCAGUGAUCACCUGCAAGCUGGUAUGCUGGGGCAAUACAAUGUUGGUACUUGCAAAGGUGUUGCUCCCCACCACAAAAUGAAGGGCAAACAGAGACACUACUUCAUUGCUGCUGAAAAAAUUCUUUGGGAUUAUGGUCCUCAAGGCUACAAUAAAUUCAGUGGUCUUCCCCUCAAUGCCUCUGGCAGUGACUCUGAGCCCUACUUCAAACAAGGAGAGAACAGAAUAGGAGGAAAAUAUUGGAAGGCUCAGUAUAUUGAGUAUACUGAUGCAACUUUUAUGCAAAGAAAGAGACUCUCUGAAGCAGAAGACCAUCUUGGAAUUCUUGGGCCAGUCAUCAAGGCGGAAGUGGGUGAUACUUUGUUAGUAACCUUUGCCAACAAAGCAGACAAGGUCUACAGCAUUUUGCCCCAUGGUGUGAUCUAUGACAAGGCAUCAGAUGCAGCCCCAAACAUAGAUGGGUUUCUGAAACCAGGGGCACAUGUGAAGCCAGGUGAAAUAUUCAUAUACAGGUGGACGGUGCCUGAAAGCGUAAGCCCAACAGAUGGUGACCCUCCCUGUCUGACCUACCUUUACUUCUCAGCCGUUGAGCCAAUAAAGGAUACCAGCUCUGGUCUUGUAGGACCUUUGCUGAUCUGUAAAAGGGGUGUUCUCAAUGCUGAUGGAACACAGAAAGGAAUAGACAAAGAAUUUUAUCUCCUGUUUACAGUCUUUGAUGAGAAUCUGAGCAGAUACAUUGAUGAAAAUAUUCAGAAGUUUACCUGGCAUCCUUACAGUGUUGACAAAGAGGACAAAGAGUUUGUGAAAUCCAACAAGAUGCAUGCUAUCAAUGGAUAUAUGUAUGGCAAUCAACCAGGCCUAACCAUGUGCAAAAAGGAUCGAGUCUCUUGGCAUAUGAUUGGAAUGGGUACUGACACCGACAUGCAUGGAGUUUACUUCCAAGGGAACACCAUCCACAUGCGGGGGACUCAUCGGGACACCCUGGCCCUGUUCCCCCACCUCUCUACAACGGCAUUUAUGCAGCCAGACAAUGCAGGCAUUUUCAGGGUGUUAUGUUCCACCUUGCAUCACUUUGCAAGAGGCAUGGAUCAGAUCUACCAGGUUAACAGCUGUGGCAACACGGAUCCUUCUGAGCAGCCAUAUGGGAUGAUAAGAACCUUUUACAUCGCUGCUGAAGAGGUAGAAUGGGAUUAUGCCCCUAACAAAAACUGGGAGUUCGAAAAGCAGCACUUGGACGCAGGAGGGGAAAGACACGGAGAUAUAUUCAUGAACCAUACUGAAAACUGGAUUGGCUCUCAGUACAAGAAGGUGGUUUACAGGGAAUACACCAAUGGAGAAUUUGUGGAAAUCAAAGCCCGGCCACCACGCGAGCAACACUUAGAACUCCUAGGCCCAAUGAUUCAUGCAGAGGUGGGUGAUUCUAUCCUGAUCAUAUUUAAGAACAAAGCCAAUCGGCCCUACUCCAUCGCAGCCCAAGGUGUGGAGGACACGGAUAUUGGGAAGCAACUCCAAGUGCCCAUCACAGAGCCAGGAGAAGUAAAAACUUACCGAUGGAAUAUCCCUAAAAGGUCAGGCCCUGGGCCCUCAGACCCAAAUUGCAUUCCAUGGGUUUACUAUUCGACAGUAAACUUUGUGAAGGAUACAUACAGUGGUUUGAUGGGUCCUCUGAUUACAUGUAGAGAAGGAGUAUUGAAUGACAAGGGAAGAAGAAGUGAUGUUGACUAUGAAUUUGCUCUCUUGUUUUUGGUAUUUAAUGAGAAUGAAUCCUGGUAUCUGGAUGAUAAUAUUAAGAAAUAUCUCAAUAAAGAUCCACGAGAUAUUAAGUACACUGAUGAUUUUGAGGAGAGCAACAAAAUGCACGCUAUAAAUGGGAAGAUUUUUGGGAAUCUCCAUGGGCUCAUAAUGUAUGAAGAUACAAUGACAAACUGGUAUUUGUUAGGACUUGGCAGUGAAGUGGACAUACAUACCAUCCAUUAUCAUGCUGAGAGCUUUCUUUUCAAAAUAGAUAAGUCUUACCGAGAAGAUGUGUAUGAUCUUUUCCCUGGGACAUUCCAAACCAUCGAACUGUAUGCAGAUCACCCAGGGACAUGGCUGCUACACUGUCAUGUGUCUGACCAUAUCCAUGCUGGGAUGGAGACCACCUACACGGUCCUCCGCAACAUAGACAACAGGGUUCCUUACUCUACCAGGUCUCCUUCUGAAGAAGAAGAAGCUCAUCCCGUCCCUGUCCCUGGGCCCUCUGAUGAAGAACCUGGUAAGGAGGAGGUCUAUUUUUUUGGCAAGAAUCUGGGUCCCAGAGGAGCCAAAGCAGCCUUGGUCAUCCUUUUUCUCAUCGGACUGGCCCUUGUGAUAUCCACGCUGGUUCUCUCCCUCAGACUCCGCUCUGUGCGGAAGCAGAUGGCAUACCAGGUCGUCCAAUCCUGUGCUCUCCCCACGGAUGCUCUGUGA
Messenger RNA from Chrysochloris asiatica (Cape golden mole), 3492 nucleotides. RefSeq names its product hephaestin-like 1 (gene HEPHL1). Lineage: Eukaryota; Metazoa; Chordata; Mammalia; Afrosoricida; Chrysochloridae. The transcript has 20 exons. Gene Ontology annotation, biological process: iron ion transport. The record is from RefSeq and is a predicted model, not a curated record. Gene Ontology annotation, cellular component: plasma membrane. Gene Ontology annotation, molecular function: ferroxidase activity; copper ion binding. The coding region runs from base 1 to 3492 and encodes 1163 amino acids.